Molecule: messenger RNA, 217 nt
Organism: Rotaria sordida
Lineage: Eukaryota; Metazoa; Rotifera; Eurotatoria; Philodinida; Philodinidae
Source: the annotation of a GenBank genome assembly
UAUUAUACAAUCUAAUAAUCUUAAAGUUGAUGAAUCCUCAUUAACUGAUGAAUCAGAUUUAAUUGAAAAGUAUGAAUCAACAGAUCCAUUUAUUCUUUCGGGUACACAUAUUAUAGAAGGCAGUGAUAAAAUGUUAGUUUUAGCUGUUGGUGAACAUAGUCAAACAGGAAUGAUAUUGAAGUUACUAAGUACAAUCAAAGAACAAAACAAUGAUUAA